GAGAGGAGGAGGAGAAAAAAGCCCAAGCUUCAGUCUCGUCUGUUUUAGCUGUGGAUGCAGCGGAAGCCAAUGUCUCGUCGAGAGGGUCGCGAUUCUGCCCGACGCAGUUCUAGAUUUGACCGAGAACCAAGUCCGAAGAGGUUUAGAAGAGAUGGAUUACAAGAAAGAGAAAGAAGCAGAGUAACCAGCGGUGCUGAUGUAGACAAUGUAGAUCACCAUGGCAAGGAUCACAAACGCCGCCGGCUGCAUGAUGUGGUACCCCAUGAGGCCUCUUUAGCUCAUGAUUCUAAGAAAGAAAGUGAGGCUGAGAAAAAGGAUUCAGACAAGAAACCAAAUGAACAUAAUGAAGGGUCCAAACGUUUAUCUGAUCCUACUGAUUUACCAAGAUCUCGCUCUUAUGUUCAGCACGAUGAGCGAGGUAGUGCCAGGCAGGUUGGUCGAAGAGCGACUGGUGAGCAUGGAUGGUGGAAGGACUCAAGAGAUCACCAUAAUGAAAGGGCAGAGAAAGCUCAUGGACGAAGUAGAGAUCAAAGACAUGAAAAAUUAGGAGCUAAACCAGAUGACAACACUUUACACAGAAAAGAUGGCCCCUCUGAAAGGAAAGAUGAUCCUCUUCCAACUACUAAGAAAAGACCUGCAUUCAGGGAGAAGAAGGUUCCAGCAGAUCUAGGAGACGCCAAUCCAGCUGCAACUGAGGCUGUAAAGUCAAGCCAAACAUGUUACUCUCCAGAAAGGAAUGAAAGGAGGGAUGACAGAAGCAGCAACCUGCGCCAUUUUGAUAGAACUGAGAAGCAAUAUACAAUAGAAAGUGCAUCCAACAAGGUUGAAGCUAGGAGGGAUGACUUCUCAUUGAGAGGGAGGUACCGUGGUGGCAGCGGCAAUUACAGGGGAAGGGAUAGAUUCAGUGUAGGACAAGGUUAUCAUCCUAGCAAGCCUCGAAUUGAGAAGUGGAAGCAUGAUUUGUAUCAAGAGAUUGACAAGGAUCCUAUUCCAAAAAAUGAGGAUGACCAAAUUGCAAAGCUGGAAGCACUCUUGGCUUCAUAGGAUCAGAUUGCAGGCAACGUUUCUCGUGUUUUUUAACCUAUGCUUCAGUUAUCAGCACUUCAACUUUUGGCGUGUUCAGGACAGAUUCCAUGGAUGCGCCACUUUUAUGUAAUGGGUUCAGGCUUUCUUUUCCGUAGAUUUAUACCUGCGUGGUUGUCAUGACAUGUGUAGCACUUGAUUUGAACUGGUGAUUCUGUUCAUUAUAUAUCAAGCUAUAAAAGACAGCAAAAUUAACCACAUUGUUAA
Molecule: messenger RNA, 1290 nt
Organism: Neltuma alba
Lineage: Eukaryota; Viridiplantae; Streptophyta; Magnoliopsida; Fabales; Fabaceae
Product: nuclear speckle splicing regulatory protein 1
Exons: 4
Coding region: 55-1044 (329 amino acids)
Source: RefSeq, a predicted model, not a curated record